AUGCCUCUUAUAAAACGUGCCAUUUCACCUGUCAAUGUGAGUUUGCAUCGUUUACCAGCAUCGGUGCAAACAGACGAGUUGGAAUGCGUUGCUAAUGGUACACUAGCGAAUUUGGUACGACAAUUGAGCUCGUUGAGCAGACAUGCUGAACAUAUUUUUGGUGAAAUUUAUCAUGAAGCUGUCAAGGUUGAUCACAAAACGAAUACAAUGGCUCAACGCAUUGAUCGGUUAACACAUAAAGUAACACAGCUUGACUGUAGUCAAGAACAGGUCUCGUUGGAAGAUUUGCACAUGCGUAAGCCAUUCAAGAGUAGCGCACUGAUUGAUCAGCAUACACUCGAUCGUCAAACUUUACCAUCUGCAUUGAGUGAGUGCUAUGCAGCAUGUGAUCAACCACCGAAUCUGGACGCGUUAAAUCCUUAUCGGGAUGAUAAAAAGGGCGCAUUGAAAUAUUAUACGGAUCCGUCGUAUUUUUUCGACCUUUGGCGUCAAGAAAUGUUGAAAGAGAUGGGUGAUGGACGACGAGCAAAAGCUGUUAAAUCACCAACCGAUAAUAAGAGUCCAUCUAGAAAGAAACGUAAUAGGCAAUCAGCAAGCAACGAUAUGAUGCGGCAAGCACCUCUCUCAUCAAGAUAUGUAACAGCAACUCAGCAACGUACUACAGACGUGAUGCAUUUUCCUGCUGAAUAUCAAGCACCACAGAUCGUACGAAUGGAACAAAUUCAGGCACCGGUUGGUAUGAGUGUGCCAAUCAGUAAUGGUUAUACAUCUUUGCACAGUACAGUUAUUACUUCCCCAGCGCUCAAUACAGCCUCAUCUACCGUCAUGGAUGCAAUGAACGAAUCACGAGCAGUGAGUGAUCAGUUAUCACGCAUGCAAUUGGAAGUAGAAUCGGGCAGUAGUGCGACUACAGCGGUGAACUUGCUGGAUGUGAAUGUGGACGUUGACGAUGACGAUGAACUGCCGCCACCGCCUCCUCCGCUGAUGCAUACAUCGUUGGUUUGUCAGAUGCCAACGCCAACCACCAUGCAACUCGUACCGCCAUCUCAACAAACGUUAUCAUCAACUGCCAACGCCACUCCACCAACUGCCACUGCUGCAUCCAAUCAACCGCAAUCUCAACAACAAACUAACGUUCAGACGGUAUCCUCAUCGAAUACAGUCGUUGUUGGUUCAUUUGCAAACAAUGCCAAUGCUGUCAUCACUAGCGCAGCUACCGAGGCGGUCAACACUAAAACUACAGAUGACGACGAUAGAACGUCUUCUUCCGAGCAACAAAUGACUCGUUCGAAUUUAUUAGCCGAAAUUCAAUCCGGCAUCAAGCUUAAACAAGUUCAACGCAAAGAGCAAGCGGCUGAAGAGAAGGCGGCUGCAGAAGCGAAUGAUGUGGCUGCAAUCCUCAGAAGACGUAUGGAACACGUGCUUGGUAAUUCAGAUACAGAUUCGGAUUCACAGUCAGAUGAUGAUGAAGAGUGGGAUUAA
Molecule: messenger RNA, 1482 nt
Organism: Anisakis simplex (herring worm)
Lineage: Eukaryota; Metazoa; Nematoda; Chromadorea; Rhabditida; Anisakidae
Source: the annotation of a GenBank genome assembly